This is a messenger RNA of Oreochromis niloticus (Nile tilapia), 3283 nucleotides long. It is a transcript of the gene fads6, whose product is annotated as fatty acid desaturase 6. Lineage: Eukaryota; Metazoa; Chordata; Actinopteri; Cichliformes; Cichlidae. The transcript is spliced from 7 exons. Gene Ontology annotation, cellular component: membrane. Gene Ontology annotation, biological process: lipid metabolic process. The record is from RefSeq and is a predicted model, not a curated record. Gene Ontology annotation, molecular function: oxidoreductase activity, acting on paired donors, with oxidation of a pair of donors resulting in the reduction of molecular oxygen to two molecules of water. The coding region runs from base 332 to 1450 and encodes 372 amino acids.
ACAAAGAGAGAGAGGAACAGAGCAGGGGGUGAGCGACAUGCAGAAUAUAUGAGAAACCAGAGAUGAGAGUCGACUGUGAGGUAAGCAGCCGCAGCAGUUUUAAGUUGCUGCGCGUGUGAGGAGGAUUUUUGGAUCCAUCCCAUCGCAGGGCAACCUUACAUCUUUGGGCCGUGGGACAAGAAAUUCCUCUGCUGCUGGACUGCCCAAGGAGUCAGCUGACAGGGUGGAACAAGAAGAAAGAAAUGAGGAGGAGGAGCUGCAGGGUUUAUCAGCAGCCGCUCACAGGAGGACACAACCUGCAUGGUGACUUUGCUCUAAGCUGGUGAUCAAGAUGCAGAGCGUACCAGACGAGCGGAGGGAUGAGAGGGAAAGAGGACGAGGAGGUGAUGAGGAGAUGUUAAUCAAGAAGAGAGGGGACCCAAAGAUAAAGAAUGGAGGCGCAGGAGCUGAAGAGGUGGAGAAGGAGUCUCUCAUGAUGGAGCUGACGAGGCUGGUUCAGAAGGUGGUGAAGGAGAGCAGCUGGUGGGAGAGGAGGGGGGUCGAUUGCAGUAUCCUGGCAGCAGCGUUCCUCUGCCUGCCACCUGCCUUCCUGCUGCUGGGCUCCUCGAGGCUUCUGGGGUUUUCUGCAGGCGUGCUGCUGAUGGGCGUGGCUCACGCUGUCAUCACCGUCAAGGGGACACAUCUGGCCAGCCACGGGGCGCUGAGCGAGUCGCAGGCCUGGGGAAGGAUCUGGGCCGUCUUUUUCAUCGAGAUCUGUGGCUCAUUCUCAGCCCGAGCCGGCAUUCAGGGCCACAUUAAGAUGCAUCACGCUCACACUAAUGUCAUUGGAUUGGGUGACUCCAGCGUGUGGAAGGUGCCCUUCCUGCCUCGCAUCAUCUACCUGUUCAUAGCCCCCCUGGCCGUGCCCAUCAUCACUCCGCUUGUUGCGCUCGCUCAGCUCAAAGGACACUCUUUGGCCCACAUCCUUAGGACCGUCCUGAUGGUAACCCUGGGCCUGUAUUCACAGUACUGGCUGCUCAUUAAUGUCUCUGGGUUCACGUCACCUUACCGGGCCUUGCUGUGUAUGCUCGUGUGCAGGGCGAUGUUCUCCGUGCCGUAUAUCCACGUCAACAUCUUCCAGCAUAUCGGUCUGCCGAUGUUUUCUCCAACUCGCCGACCAAAGAGGAUUCACCAGAUGACCCACGGAGUCCUGAACCUGCCGCGAAACCCUCUGCUGGACUGGAUCUUUGGACACUCGCUAAUCAACUGUCACGUGGAGCACCAUCUCUUCCCCUUCCUGUCAGACAACAUGUGUUUAAAGGUAAAACCUGUUGUGUCCAAAUACCUGACCGAAAAGCAGCUUCCAUAUCAGGAGGACACCUACUUGUCCCGCCUGCACCUGUUCUUCCACAAAUACCAGGAACUGAUGGUGUUUGCCCCGCCCAUCACAGAGCUGGUGGGGGUGCAGUGACAGAGAGAGGGCGAGAAGAAGAAAAAACCUGUUCGGACUAAUGACGUCAGCCGCUCAAAAGCACAAGCAUUUCUGCUGCCACAGUUUGAACCUCUAACACACGGAAUAGGUCCUGAAUCGAUGCGUAGAUUCUAAUAUUAGGAAAUUAACCCCACGUCCUAACGAUCUGAAUGAAUAUCCUACACCUUUAGACACAUUUAACACAAAGAAGAAUCAAACACUGGCCUGACUGUGGACACUUGGAGCUGGAUUAAACAAAGCUGUGAAGCUGACCUGGGGCCUGCCUCAUAAACAAAUACAACAAAGUGAGCAUUGUGUGAAGAAAUGGUCCUGCUUUGGAAAUCUGAGAAAACCCGAGCACUUUGGCUAGAAAUAGCUCAAAAAUAAGGUUUCCAAAAGUAGUAUAGAGGAAAAUACUACUUUUGGAAACGUCAAUGGAGGGGUGACGACCAUUUGUGUUUAAAAAAAAACAAAAAACAAAAGACGUGACAAGAAAUAACACAUUUAAUCUAAUAUUUAGGCUAUUUAACCCAGUGUGCAACUCCUUGGUGUAAAAGAGACCCGAGGGAAACAGAAGCAAAAAAAAAGUUAUGAAAAUACAAGCAGUUCAUAAUAAAACCACAAAAAACUGAUGACCACGUACUCAGGUGGAGGUGUGGUCUGAUACUGUGGGAAAAGGAUAACAGAGUCAGAACAAAAUCAUUGACAGAUUGCAGCAAAUGCCUCUCUUAGUACUUGCACUGGUACAUUUCUAUUAGGUGUAAAGGAGACAGAUGUAAUUACAUUACAUUUGGUUGCAGUGGCCUCAGGACAAAGAAAUCCAGACUUUUUGUCAAAUCUGUAAAGACUAUUUAGCAGAAACUGUUGAAUAAGUUUCUUUUUCCUUAGAGCAGGGUGUGUUUUACAUCAGUGAAUUCAACCCAGGCUGUUUAGAAAUGGUGGUUAAACUCGUAAAGAUUUGCUUAUGGAGCUCUUGACCCUGAUACUGCAGGGAAAUCUGAACUUGAUAACCUAACUUAGCCUUUUUUCAGCUUCCUGUUGUUUUCCAAACAGUAGACCUGUUACUGUCCUACUCAAUGACUAAACCACUGUUUGAAAAUAGAACAAACGAUUUUAUAGUCCUAAUAAUAAAAUGCAGGCAGCUGACACCUCAUCUCUGAAUGCUUUCACUGCUCGGUAGGAUUCCAAAAUUUGGCCAAUCAGAAGAAAGUGGGCUUUCGGGUCAUAGGAUAAAAAGCUUGUUUUAGAAAGCAGUGCUACUCCAGUGGACUCUCACAAUAAAAAUCUAAAGCUGGAAAUGUGAAGGAUAGAAGGAUGGGUCCUCUUUAAUGUGUGUUUCCCCUGCUGUGUUUUGUUCUGGGGCCACAAAAACAGUCAAAGACGGCACGCCAGACGACCACGUUAUAAAGCACAGUGAUGCCAGAGGAGGUAAUCAGUUGUAAUCUCUCUGCAUCAUGAGGCAGGCCUCUGAUCUCAUGCACUGACCGAUGGCAGAAAUAAUUUAUUUUUGGUCAAUGACACUGAUUAUUUCUUGGUUUUUCAUAAAUUAACAAAACAAAACCAAAAAAACAUCUGUAGCUCCUGGACUUGAGGUCAGGGAUGUAAUCGUGUGUGUGUGUGUGUGUGUGUGUGUGUGUGUGUGUGUGUGUGUUUCACAGAAUAAAUUCUAACAUGAAGUUACUGAAAUAAAAAUCAUGCUAUUGCUUUUUAUUCCUGUAAACGAAUGAGCUGCCUGUCACCCCUGCUGUCGCUCUCCUGUUUGUUUAACACUUAGGCUGUGAUUUGGGUAAAAAUGUGACUUAAAAUAUGAAUAAAGGCUUUGUUUCAUACGCU